AUGCUGUUUUGUUGUUUGAGGGAACACUUCAUUACCACAGAAAGGCGGUUCCUGUACGUCUUCAACCAGGGUGUGGACAGCGAGGGCUGGGGUCUGUCACACUGUCCUUUCUCGUGCCUUCAUUCAGCCAGAGCUGCCACUUCAACAGGUAGCGCUGCAUCACACCCCUCUCCCAGGGCACUCCUGGUAGGGGACGAAGGAUUCCACUAGCCCGAGGAGACAUAAAGAGCCACAAUGGACGACAUCUUCACCCAGUGCCGAGAGGGUAACGCUGUAGCCGUCCGCCUCUGGCUGGACAACACAGAGAACGACCUUAACCAGGGAGAUGAUCACGGAUUCAGUCCACUGCACUGGGCGUGUCGGGAAGGCCGCUCCAAUGUGGUGGACAUGCUCAUUAUGAGAGGAGCCCGCAUCAACGUGAUGAACCGGGGAGACGAUACACCACUCCACCUGGCUGCUAGCCAUGGACACCGUGACAUUCUGGGCAAGCUAAUCCAGUUCAAAGCUGACACCAAUGCAUCCAAUGAACACGGCAACACCCCGCUCCACUACGCCUGCUUCUGGGGCCAUGACUUGGUCGCUGAGGACCUUGUCAAUAACGGUGCUCAAGUGAGCAUCUGUAACAAAUAUGGAGAAACACCAGUGGACAAAGCCAAGCCACACCUCCGUGACCAUCUGAAAGAAAUGGCAGAGAAGCAAGGACAGAAUUUGACCAAAGUUCCCUUUAAGGACACCUUCUGGAAGGGCACAACCCGAACACGACCACGCAAUGGUACACUAAACAAGCAUGCUGGCAUUGACUACAAGCAGCUCUCAUUUAUGGCCAAGGUCAAUGAAAAUCACUCAGGAGAGUUGUGGAAGGGCCGCUGGCAAGGGACGGAAAUUGUGGUGAAGGUGCUCCAUGUUCGGGAUUGGACCACCAGAAAGAGUCGGGACUUUAAUGAGGAAUACCCCAAACUGAGAAUCUUCUCCCAUCCCAAUGUGUUGCCCAUGUUAGGGGCGUGUCAGUCACCCCCUGCUCCACACCCCGUCAUCAUCACACACUGGAUGCCGUAUGGCUCCCUUUACAACGUGCUCCACGAGGGCACCAACUUUGUGGUGGAUCAGAUGCAGGCGGUGAAGUUUGCGCUGGACAUUGCAUGUGGGAUGGCCUUCCUUCAUACACUGGAGCCCAUGAUUCCACGUCACUAUCUCAACAGCAAGACUGUCAUGAUAGAUGAGGACAUGACAGCCAGGAUAAGCAUGGCAGAUGUUAAGUUCUCCUUCCAGUGUCCUGGCAGGAUGUAUUCUCCAGCAUGGAUGGCCCCUGAAGCUCUGCAGAAGAAGCCAGAGGAAAUUAACAGGCGUUCUGCAGACAUGUGGAGCUUUGCUGUGCUGCUGUGGGAACUGGUCACCAGAGAGGUACCGUUCGCUGAUCUCUCCAACAUGGAGAUUGGCAUGAAGGUGGCACUAGAAGGUCUGCGUCCCACAAUCCCGCCUGGCAUCUCGCCCCACAUCUGCAAACUUAUGAGGAUCUGCAUGAACGAAGAUCCUGCCAAGAGACCCAAAUUCGACAUGAUCGUGCCCAUCCUGGAGAAGAUGCAAGACAAAUAAAGAGCUCUGGCUGUUCUCUCUCUACACUUCUUUCUACAAGUCCCCUGCGCAUAAACAACCUCCUCACCCUCUUCAUAUGCUGAUUUGCACCAGUAUUGCCUUAAACCCGCCAUUCACCAAAGUGCUCUGUCACUGUAACCUUUCAGCAAUGAAAGCAUGUUUGUACUUUGUACGUGUCGGACUAUUUAGUGUUAUCCUCGCAAUCUCUCUUGUACUGUUCUUUGUGACACACAAUCAGUGGAUGAUUGUGUAUGUCUGGCUGUACGUAUGUCUGCUCUGUGUGAGGGGUUUACGGAGACAGAUAGGGAAGUAUUUAAAUGCCUCUUAAUAGCCAUAAAUCAGCGUGUUGGUGACGAGGAGCAUGUGACACAGUGAAUGUACUGUAACAACUAAACUGUACCAUCUAACCACUAGUCCCUGUAUGUCAUUGUUCAUCAUCACUGUCCUUCCUGGGGGCCAUACUUCACCAUUAUUCACUGUGCUUGAGAAGUCUUUCUUUAAAUUGUCAUUUGUAAGUCUCGCAAUGUAUGUUUCUUAACCUUUGAGGCAAAGGGAGUAUUCCUGUAUUAACUCCCUGCAAAAGAAGUAUAUAUGCAAUGUAUUUGGUCAAAUAUACCAUGUUAGCCUUAUUCCCCACUUUUAGCAGUCAUCCAUUAAUUAAGUAACAUUUAUAUGUGUGCAAAAAGUGUUUCCUGCCAUAUCUUAAAAAAUAUAUUCUUUUUUUUUAAGAUCCUGUACUAAACAAAUUGAAAGACUUGCAACAUCCAAUAGCUAAUGCUAGUUUUAUGCCUUAUCAUGCAACUAGUUACCCAAUAAUGAAAUGCCCAAAGCAUCUUGGUGGUUAACUUCAUUAAUGUAUGAUUGCAGUUAUUUUAAUGAUAAGAUUUCCUGUCGUUUCAUGUUUUGGUCCAGGCUAGGAGAAAAGUGGCAUUUUUUCCCCCUGCUAUGAAUGCAUGAGUUUUGCCCUAUUUCAUUAACUAUCCUUUUUCUAUUAUCUAAUCUUCAUCGUCCAUGCUGUGUGCUGAAAUGUAACAGUCUAAACUAUUUUAUACUGUCUGUAUACAUAUGUAUGUUUUUAACAUUGGGAGGGGAGAUGCAUCUGCCAACCCAUGAGUGCUUUAUGACCUUCUGCCAACACUACAUCUAUACACUAGCUUCACUCUGUCUGAUUUACUGUCCAAUGUGAGCUUCUCAGUGUUUAAUAAGAGCCAGUGAGAAAAAGAUCAUAGAUGUCCCAUAUCAUUUUAAAAAAUGCAAUAUAUAUAUAAUGAUCAGUAACAGAUUUUUUUUUUCUUCUACUCUAGCUUUAAGCAAACCAGUUGUGGAGGAAGUGAUCUGGAAGUGGUCUUUUAAAUUAUCAUGCUAGUUCUUAGUUUUCCGCUAUUAUUUUGGAAUAAAACUUUGCGGCUUUCCUUAUUUUGGAAAUUUGGGCUGUUUGUGUUUUUCAUGUUAACAGGAGUUUGCAGCCGAACAGAAGACGAGAACAAAUAAAGCGUUUUGGCCUUGCUUAA
Messenger RNA from Ictalurus punctatus (channel catfish), 3104 nucleotides. RefSeq names its product integrin-linked kinase (gene ilk). Bases 235 to 1593 code for a protein of 452 amino acids. The record is from RefSeq and is a predicted model, not a curated record. NCBI's taxonomy places the organism in Eukaryota, Metazoa, Chordata, Actinopteri, Siluriformes, Ictaluridae. Gene Ontology annotation, biological process: integrin-mediated signaling pathway; protein phosphorylation; substrate adhesion-dependent cell spreading. Gene Ontology annotation, cellular component: stress fiber; focal adhesion. The transcript has 13 exons. Gene Ontology annotation, molecular function: protein kinase activity; protein binding; ATP binding.